Molecule: messenger RNA, 1344 nt
Organism: Pimephales promelas (fathead minnow)
Lineage: Eukaryota; Metazoa; Chordata; Actinopteri; Cypriniformes; Leuciscidae
Gene: micu2
Product: mitochondrial calcium uptake 2
Biological process (GO): mitochondrial calcium ion homeostasis; calcium import into the mitochondrion
Cellular component (GO): uniplex complex
Molecular function (GO): calcium ion binding
Source: RefSeq, a predicted model, not a curated record
AAAAAAAAAAAACUUCCCGUAGUAGAAUAAUGGCGACUUGGGCCAAGUUAGGCGCUAGUUGGCGGAACGCAGUGAGAGGUUUGUGGCCUCUUAGAAGUGUAUGGUAUAGUCGUGCUGUUGGAGCGGGUUUGCUGGGUUCUGUUGUAACUGGCGGAUUUAUUCACUAUAACAAUGAACCCAGAUGGACCCUUUGGCCACACAUCGUGUACGCGGAGGAGGUAGCGAAGAAAGAGGAGAUCAGAGUACCACAAGAGUCAAUGAGACGACGGCGGUUUAACCAGUUUGCCUCCAUGAUCUAUGAAGAGGAACCAUACAUGACACCCAGAGACUUCCUCCAUUCAAUCUUGAUGGAGAAGGUGGAUUGUAAACUUAAGAAAAAGAUCCUGACCAAAGCAGAUAUGGACGAAAUGAUACGGGUGGCUUCCAGGGCUGAGGCAGGAAAUUUCCUGUUAAGGGGAAUCGGAGACAAAGGGCUGAUCUCUUACACAGAGUACCUGUUUCUCCUCACUAUUCUUACAAAACCUCAAACAGGAUUUCAUAUUGCUUUCAAAAUGCUUGACAUUGAUGGCAAUGAGCAUGUGGACAAGAAGGAAUUUCAGAAGCUGAAGAAAGUUAUUCGACCGAGGAAAGAGCUGCUGAUGGAGGGUGGGACAGAGAUUUCAGACAGUGAUUAUGACGUCAACACUACACUACAGGUUUUCUUUUUUGGAAAAAAUGGCAAGGAAAAACUCCACUAUACAGAUUUUUGCAGUUUUAUGGAAGAUCUGCAGGCGGAGGUUCAAGAAGUUGAGUUCAUGCGGUUUUCUAAAGGGAUGAAGACCAUGAGGCGGGAGGACUUUGCUGAAUGGCUGCUUCACUACACCAAUGAAGAGAACAAUGAGGCAUACUGGGACAACAUGAGGAAGAGGAUCCCCACUGGACAGAGUAUCACCUUUGAUGAAUUUAAAGCAUUCUGUCUCUUUACCAAUAAUCUGGAAGACUUCGCCUUCUCAGUAAAAAUGAUUAAUGAUGCCAACAAGCCAAUAGGAAUGGCUCAGUUUAAGCGAGCGGUGAAGAUAGCGACAGGCCACGACCUUUCAGAGAACGUUUUGGACACCGUUUUUAAGAUCUUUGACCUGGAUGGGGACAACUGUCUGAGUGAUAAAGAGUUCCUCGCUGUGAUGAAAGACAGAGUACUACGUGGACUCAGGGUUCAGCCCCAGCUGGGUAUUUCUGGUUAUUGGAAAUGUGUGAAGAGAGAGACACUGCAAGGAGCUCAAGAAGCACUCCGUGAAACUGGCAGCCCUGUCUGACACAGGAGUGUGUGGCUAGCCAUAUGUGCUAAUAUUUGCAAUUCCAUUUACU